Messenger RNA from Mobula hypostoma (lesser devil ray), 3179 nucleotides. Its product is annotated as pyruvate dehydrogenase (acetyl-transferring) kinase isozyme 2, mitochondrial-like. Gene Ontology annotation, cellular component: mitochondrion. The record is from RefSeq and is a predicted model, not a curated record. NCBI's taxonomy places the organism in Eukaryota, Metazoa, Chordata, Chondrichthyes, Myliobatiformes, Myliobatidae. Gene Ontology annotation, molecular function: pyruvate dehydrogenase (acetyl-transferring) kinase activity. Bases 135 to 1364 code for a protein of 409 amino acids. Gene Ontology annotation, biological process: regulation of glucose metabolic process; protein phosphorylation. The transcript is spliced from 11 exons.
GCGGUGCAGGGAGAUUGGUGAUUGGCUGAGAUGCGGCCAGGUUGCUGUGCAGACUGCGGAUUCGGGCAGUAGCGGUUGUACUGUUUUAAUUUCAAAUAGGCGGCGUUCGGUGGAGCUGGAAUCUCUGCAGCGGGAUGAAGUUCGUUCGCUUCCUCAUGAAGAACGCGGCCUUGUCAAACGUGCCCAAGCAGAUCGACCAUUUCUCUAAGUUCUCUCCCUCACCGCUGUCCAUUAAACAGUUCUUGGAUUUCGGCUCAACAAAUGCCUGUGAGAAGACAUCCUUUAUGUUUCUGAGGCAGGAGCUGCCUGUGAGACUGUCUAAUAUUAUGAAGGAAAUCAACCUUCUCCCAGAUCGGCUACUUGGCACACCUUCCGUUCAGUUAGUUCAAAGCUGGUAUGUCCAAAGUCUCUUGGAUAUUCUUGAGUUUUAUAAUCGGAAUCCUGAUGAUCACAGUGUUUUAUCAAGUUUCACAGGUACAUUAAUUACAAUCAGGAAUAGGCACAAUGAAGUUGUUCCAACUAUGGCCCAAGGUGUGAUUGAAUACAAAGAAUCAUUUUAUGAAGACAGUGUCACCAGUCAGAAUAUACAGUACUUUCUAGAUCGAUUUUACAUGAGCCGGAUUUCUAUUCGAAUGCUCAUCAAUCAACAUACAUUAAUUUUUGGUGGCACAACAAAUCCAGCACACCCAAAGCAUAUAGGCAGUAUUGAUCCUGACUGUGAAGUUGUUGCUGUUGUUAGGGAUGCCUAUGAAACUGCCAAACUGCUUUGUGACCAAUAUUAUAUGGACUCCCCAACCCUGGAAGUGGACCAAUACAAUGCUGUGAGUAGUUCAGGACCAGUCCACAUUGUUUAUGUGCCAUCACAUCUCUACCAUAUGCUGUUUGAACUUUUCAAGAACGCCAUGAGAGCUACUGUGGAAAAUUAUGAAUCCAGUCCUCAUCUUCCACCUAUUAAAGUAAGAGUUGCAUUGGGUGGAGAAGAUGUUACAAUUAAGAUGAGUGAUAAAGGUGGAGGCGUCCCCUUGAGCAAGAUAGACCGGUUGUUCAGUUACAUGUAUAGCACAGCUCCGAAACCACACUUGGGAAGUUCUGGAGGUGCACCACUGGCUGGUUUUGGGUAUGGGCUGCCUAUUUCAAGACUUUAUGCCAAGUACUUUCAAGGGGACCUUCAGCUCUAUUCAAUGGAGGGUUUUGGGACAGAUGCAGUCAUUUACCUAAAGGCUUUAACAAAAGAUUCUGUAGAAAGGCUACCAGUUUAUAACAAAUCUGCCUGGCGCCAUUACCAACAUAAUCACGAGGCUGACGAUUGGUGUAUACCUAGUAGUGAUCCAAAGAACUUGGCUGUACACAAGAUCCACCACUGAUGCACAAAGCCGCCACUUCAGUGAUAUGGAAAAGAAUGAAUGUAGCUCUAUAACCAUUUGAAAUAACAGGCAGCCACAGAAUAUGAUUCUUAGAUGCAGCAUGGUUCUUUUAGUAGAAUAGAGGGGAUCAUAGAAGUAUGCUGUCUCCUAAUUAUCAACUUUGAGUUGAUCCUGUACCUUUUUUGAUAGAAUAUCACUAUCCAGUGUUGGGACACAUCACACAUGUAGGAAGAAGGGAAAAAGAUGGCAUUAUAAAUAUAAAUGCAUUCCAAGAUUAACAACCCCAAUUGCAAGCACUUCGGGUGUCAUUAAAAGUAGAUUGAUAAAUAAGAAAUGUGGCCAGGUUAGCCAGAUUGCAGGAGACUGGACUUUUUUCCUACCUAUAAAUACCACAGAUGAAUUUCAGAUUGUUUUCCUAUGAAGAAAGAUCAUAUUUCACUUGUCAUGUUUUAUGAUACAUAUUUUCUGUAUGCUAUUAGUCUAAAUGACAUUUCACAAUCCAGUCAAAAUACAUUAAAAUGUUGAGGUAUGUAUGAUUAUAUUAUUAAAGUCAACAUUUUCGUUAGAUGUGUUGUACAGAUUGAUUCUGAAAUCAUAUGAUCUUCAAAAGUUCUUGGUUGACAUAGGGAUGAGUUAGAAAUAUAUCUUGAAGUAUAGGAACAUGUAUAUAACAUUCAGACCAUCAUACUAUUGUUUCUGUUAACCAUACUAAUAUAUUCAUUCUAAUUUCUUUAUUUCAUGUCUUUUUUUAUUCUGCAUAUACUCAUUAUGAAGCAAUGACACUUUGGCACAUUAUUUCCUGACUUCCAGUUUCAUUUGUUUGGUGGAGGAGUGGUGUUGGGGACUGGAUCUACUUAGCUUUUCAUUACAUUUACAAUAUUGUAUUUCCAUGCUGUGCAUUCUCUAGCAAGAAAGAACUAUCUUCCUUGUCAAUUUCCUUUGUAAUUUUUAGUGGCAGCAGCCGAAUGGUCUUAGCUGCCUUUUCUGGAAGUACUACCCAUAUUUAUUCUGUUUAAGUAACUGCUCCCACUUCUCCCCAUCAAUAUGCUAAAUAUAACGGUUUUUCCUCAAUAUCUGUUAACCUUAACAUGGGAAGGCCAAAAAGAACAUUCAGAGCAAUACUAUAUAAUUAGUGACUGUCUGCUUUUAUAUUCUCAGUCUUUUUAUGAAGAAGCUUCCUCUUCCCUACCUCACUUCUAUCACUCCCUAUUUCCAUCUGCUAGGAAGGGAUUUAUGAUUAGGGUUAUGCAUCUACUAGAAAGAUCACUUAACACAACUGCAUUAAACAUGGCAAUGUUCUAUUUGUCUAUUUACCUGCUGCCUGGAAAUUGCUCUCUUUCUCAACAUGGUAUAUAUUCCAAACUUUCCUAUUCAAUAUUCAGAUUUAUUUUAAUAUAUUAGUAAAAUGUUCCAUGUUUAUUUUUAUUUGUGUAUUAAUUCUGAGUGCAUCUGUGCAUGUGCUUUACAUAGAAUGUGCCAAAGAUUGCAUUGGUGUGAAAAGUAAAACUGGUUUUUCAAAUUUUGAAGCAUUUAUUAAUGGGGUUUUGUUAAUCUAUCUGUUAAUUUGGUUUGCUUGUUUCUUUCUUUAAUUUUGUAAUACAUGAACACUAAUGUGUGAUUAGUUUUGGUUCUGAAUUCACAGUACUUUUGUAUGUCUGUGUACAUUGACAUUGCAUAUAGACUUGAAAGUAGAAUCCUGUUCAACAUGACAAAAACGUUUUAACUUCUGUUAAAUCUUAAAAGUUGUUCAAAUGUGGUUCACAAUGCACUAUCAAAAUCAUUUUAAAAUAAAAUGGAUAACUUUAAUUGUGUUUC